AUGUCGAGUCCCAAUUCUUCCGUUCGGCAGCGAGUUGGGAAAGAGAAGAGCAAAGUCAAUGGCAAGGUCGACCAGGCUGAGACAGAGAUCAAGAAUGUCUACGAGAGCGCAAAGCAGAAUGUGUCCAAGGAAUGGGACUACAAGGUCGCCAUUAGCAUAAUCACCUUCCUAGCCUUUGCGACCAGGUUCACAGGGAUUAGCCAUCCUAACGAGGUUGUGUUUGACGAGGUGCACUUUGGAAAGUUCGCAUCCUACUACCUGCAACGAUUGUACUUCUUCGAUGUUCACCCUCCCUUUGCGAAACUUCUAUUUGCCUUUGUUGGCUGGCUAGUUGGCUUCGAUGGUCACUUUCUAUUCGAGAAUAUUGGAGACUCGUAUAUCGACAACAAGGUGCCAUACGUGGCGUUUCGAGCUCUCCCUGCGCUGUUGGGUACCCUCACUGUGCCCAUUGUCUUUCUGAUUAUGUGGGAGUCUGGAUACUCCCUACCCGCAUGCGUCCUCGCUUCCUGCAUGGUCCUCUUCGACAACUCGCACAUUGGCCAGACACGACUUAUCCUCCUUGACGCGACCCUAGUCUUCUUCAUGGCACUCAGUGUAUUGUGCUACAUCAAGUUCUACAGGCAGAGGCACGAUCCUUUUGGUCGAAAAUGGUGGAAGUGGCUCCUUUUGACUGGUUUCAAUAUGAGCUGUGUCAUGUCUACAAAAUACGUCGGCCUGUUCAUUUUCGUCGCUAUUGGGUGCGCAGUGGCUAUUGAUCUUUGGGAUCUAUUGGACAUCAAUAGAAAAGGAGGUACUCUGGACAUGGUCACAUUUGGAAAGCACUUCGCUGCUCGUGCUGCUGGUUUGAUCAUUGUACCUUUCUUUUUCUACCUCUUCUGGUUCCAGGUCCACUUUGCUAUCCUUACCAGAUCCGGUCCUGGCGACGAUUUCAUGUCCCCGGAAUUUCAAGAAACUCUAUCAGACAACCCUAUGCACGCGGCAGCUGUCGACAUUCAUUACUACGACUCCAUCACUCUCCGACACAAGGACACCAAGGUCUACCUUCACAGCCAUACCGAAAACUACCCUCUACGGUAUGACGAUGGUCGUAUUUCGAGUCAGGGUCAACAGGUUACAGGCUAUCCUUUCAACGACACGAACAACCACUGGCAGGUUCUCCCUCACAACUAUCCAACACCACUAGACCAAGCUCAGGAAAAUAUCGUCAGAGUCGGAGACGUCGUCCAAUUGAGACAUGUCGUCACAAACACUAUGCUAUUGUCCCACGACGUGGCUUCUCCAUACUAUCCUACCAACCAAGAAUUCACCACAGUCAGCCCCGAACUUGCUGCUGGUGACAGACACAAUGAUACCUUGUUCGAGAUCCGAGUAGAAGGUAGCAAGCCCGGUCAGUCGUUUAAGAGUAUGUCCAGUCAAUUCAAACUCGUUCACUACCCAACGAAAGUUGCUAUGUGGACUCAUACCACGCCACUUCCUGAAUGGGCAUUCAAGCAGGCUGAGAUUAACGGCAACAAAAACGUUCAGCAAACCAGUAAUAUUUGGUACGUGGACGAUAUUGCAGGACUUCCUGAUGACUCUCCUCGACGAAUUAGGGAGGAAAGAAAGCCAAAACAUGUACCCUUCCUCAAGAAAUACUUUGAGUUGCAACGAGCCAUGUUCUACCACAACAAUGCCUUGACGGCGAGCCAUCCUUAUGCUUCUUUGCCUUUCCAGUGGCCAUUCUUGCUUAGAGGUGUCAGCUUCUGGACUCAAGAGAGCACACGCCAACAGAUCUACUUCCUAGGUAAUCCUCUGGGAUACUGGAUCGCGACAGCUCUCCUGGCCGUAUUUGCUGGCAUCGUCGGUGCUGACCAGCUCUCACUCCGACGAGGUGUCGAUGCGCUUGAUCACCGGACACGAUCUCGUUUCUACAACAGUACUGGCUUCUUCUUUUUGUGUUGGGCUCUACACUACUUCCCCUUCUAUCUCAUGGGUCGACAGUUGUUCCUACACCACUAUCUACCUGCCCAUUUGGCCAGUUGCCUCGUGGCUGGUGCUCUCGUCGAAUUCAUCUUCAAUGUCGAGCCAGUUCUGGAUGACGAGACUGUGCAGGCAAAGAAAGAUAAGAUUGUCGCAAAAGUUCCAGAAAAGACGAGGCGGGCAUUUGUCUCUGCUUCGGAACGAAUGAAGGACAACAGCUUGCUGACUACUUGGAUUGCUGUUGGUGUGAUCAUGAUCCCUAUACUAGCUGGUUGGUACUAUUUCUUGCCAUUGACUUAUGGUAGACCAGGCUUGACUGUGGAAGAAGUCAAUGCUAGGAAGUGGCUUGGCUAUGAUCUACAUUUUGCCAAAUAG
Lithohypha guttulata is the source of this 2334-nucleotide messenger RNA. It is a transcript of the gene PMT4, whose product is annotated as Dolichyl-phosphate-mannose--protein mannosyltransferase 4. Gene Ontology annotation, biological process: protein O-linked glycosylation via mannose. The coding region runs from base 1 to 2334 and encodes 777 amino acids. Gene Ontology annotation, molecular function: dolichyl-phosphate-mannose-protein mannosyltransferase activity. Lineage: Eukaryota; Fungi; Ascomycota; Eurotiomycetes; Chaetothyriales; Trichomeriaceae. The record is from RefSeq and is a predicted model, not a curated record. The transcript has 2 exons. Gene Ontology annotation, cellular component: endoplasmic reticulum; membrane.